UGCGUUGCCGUUAGUUCGUGCCCAGCAUUUAGGAAGCGAACGGAACAGCCUUUCUGACUGUGCUUCAUUUUUUUUCUAGUGCUAUUUGGUAGUUAUUGUUGUUGUUGUUGCUGCUGCUACCGUUGCUGUUGCGCCGUGCAGCAUGCAACGCUUUUGGCGCGCCUAGUUUGAAAUUUGUUGUUAACAGUUGCAAAUUGUGUGGCUCAGUGUCUCAAAUGUGGUAAGCAUGCCGCCCGCUGAGCAUCAUGUGGGCACGCCCCACGGCCAGGCGACCGACGAUGAGGACUAUCAAAUGGCGGCCAGCGCCAGCCAGUGGAAGGAUGUGCCGGACAAGUAUUUUAUGGUGAUAGCGCACUUGCUGGCCGGCCAUAUCAACGACACGGAGGACAUGGAGCGUGUCAAUGGGCCGAUACUGAAGGCGAGCAUUAAGUCGGUCUAUUGGCUGUUUCUCAUACAGUACGCCACUCUGGCGCUGCUGGGCGUCCUGCUGAACAUUGCCAUCAUUGUGUACAUCAUGUAUAAUCGGCUCUACAAGGACGUCACGCAUGCGUUCAUCAUCAAUUUGGCUUUCUGCCAUUUCGUGCAGUGCGCUCUGGUCUUGCCCGUUUCGCUGAUGGUGAUGCUGCUCCAGAACUGGAUAUUCGGCCAGUUCUUGUGCUUCUUUUUGCCCAUGCUGCAGGACAUACCGAUACAUGUGGCCAUGAUAUCGCACAUUCUCAUUGCCUGGGAUCGCAUGCGCUGGCUGAAUGAUCCGCUCAAGGGCCGGAUACCUGGCUUCGUCUGUUGCUGUGCCACCUGGCUUACUGGUAUGGUAAUUGCGCUGCCCUAUCCCAUUUAUACGAUGUACGUGGAGCUUGGGGCGUACAUACCACAGCUAUCGGGCAUUGGACUGUGCGUGGUCAAUUUGAUGGAUGACAUGCAAGAAUAUACGCGAGGAUUGUUUCUAAUUAUGUACUGCGGUCCGGCCGUCCUGUUGUCCUAUUUAUAUAUACGCACCUCACAGGAGCUUCGCCCGCCGGAUGGACCCUUCGCUGUCAUGAUGUAUGAGCAUCGCGUCGAUCUACGCAUGAGACAGAGGAACUCGUCCGCUUCGUCGGAGCCGCGUACACAUAGCGGCGGAGGCGUGGCUGGGCUAAGCAACGGACACGGCACCAGCUCCCGCUCUUACGAUCUCUACAGCGCCGAAAUGGACGUGUGCCGGGAGAAGCGCAAGCAGCGCAACUUUGGCAGCAUGGCCGCCACCCAGGUGGUCUGUCUGUGCCCCUUGAUGAUACUACGAUUCGCACGUCUCUCGCUCGAGGAAACGUACGAGAAUCAAAAGCAUUUCGACUUUACCUACUUGAUGUUUGUCUGGGUCGCAUUCCUGCCCACAGUCAUAUUUCCCUGCAUCUAUGCCUCACAGAUAUUACCUAGAGAUGAACAGGAGCGUUUACGCGGCUAUUUCCGGCUGUCGGCCAAGCGAGCGUCUAAGCCGCAGCGUCGCAGCAAUGCAGGCAGCUCGCAUGAGGACUCUAUUGAAAAGGAUGAGCACACCAAUACAACGAGUAUUGUGGGUAAGGGUCAAGCCCAGGCACCGUCAGAUUCGCAGAAGCAUCCAACCAAGGGGCACGCAGUGUCCGCGCGUCAUGAGCGCAGCCAGGGUCAUGGCUUGGGUGCCACGGAUCGCUACAGCGGUGCGCCCUACAGACAGGGUCAGUCUGGCAUCAAGGAGCGAGAUCGUGAGCGGGACAAGGAACGUGAACGUGAACGUGAACGGGAUAAGGAUCGGGAUCGGAACCGGGAUCGGGAUCGAGAUCGGGAUCGGGAACGGGAUCGGGAUCGGGAACGUGAGCGACAGCGCGGCAUAUUGGGUGGUCGCGGAGCUGGGGAUGCGGGCAUGGUCAACAAUCUAAGCAAGAAUAUGCGCGGCAAGAAGCACGACGUCAAGAUCAACAUAAUCUCGGAUGGGCAUGCAUCCACUGGAUCGGCGCGCAAACAGCCGCCGAGCACUAGCAGCAACAAUAGCAGCCGCACCAUCAAGGCCGCCUCGUCUUCCGGCCCGGCUCGCCAGAAGCUGGGCGUGGAGUACAUGUCGGUGUCGAACAACUCGGUGUCCAAUCUGACCGCCUCCACGUACUGCAAUGGCAACAACAGCGCCCUGUUGGACGACAGCGGCACCAGCAACUACGGCGAUGGCGAGGAGAGUUCCGUGGUGAGCAGCAUGAUGCAUCCGCCCCAGCGCUGGCCCAACGUGGGCGGACUGCGAAACAAGGAUGUUUCGUUCAGUGAGUGCAGCAGCACCUUCUCGUCGAGCACGCUGGACCGCGACUUGGAGAUCAUCGAUCUGCUGGAGCGAGAGCGCAGCAUGGACAUACAGGAAAUGAUGCAGCGCGAGCAGCAGGACGACAAGAUCCGUCUCUCCAUUGGCGGCGUUGGCCGUCAGCUGCCGGACAUUGAGAAGUUGUAUGCGCAGCGCUCGCCAAAAACCAAACGUGACUCCAGCUAUGGCUAUGACAAGAGCGGCCUGGCUCUGGUAAUGCCCGGCAGCGAUCCGCUCAGCAUGUCGCUGUCGAGCAGCAGCCAGCCCACUGAGUACAGCCUGUGCUCCAAUCUGCAGGAGCAGCAGCACAUGCAUCAAGCUCAGCAGCGACUAGGCCACUUGCAGCCGCAACAGCAGCAGCACCAGCAUCAUCAGCUAGACGAGGAGGAGGUGCCGCAGGACUUUUACGACAGCUACACACCCGGUGGAAACAACAAUUUGCCACGCUCAGCCAUGGUGCAGGCCCCACAGGCCGCUCAGCCCCCGCCCGCCUAUCAGUAUCAAUAUACGCGCCGCUUGAGCCGCAAGAGCUCGGGCGCCGGAUCCCAUCAUGGACCGGGUGGUGGCACAACGCGCGGCUCCAAGCGCGAUAGCUUCAAUUCCCUCAACGGCACCGAUCUGAUUGCCGGCGCAUUCUGCGAGCUGGACCCCACACAGCCCCUGAACAAGAUGACCGGCCUGGAGGGACGCAUGCGGCGCAGCAGCCCGAGGAACACCAGCUUCAGUUCCAGUUCGGCGCGCAGCUCAAUGAAGUCGCGGGACUAUGGGCACGGCUCGGCGCACUCAGCCCAUCCGGAACUCGACUUCAGGGAGAACAUAUUUGCCGAGCUCUAA
Messenger RNA from Drosophila hydei, 3133 nucleotides. RefSeq lists its product as uncharacterized. Gene Ontology annotation, biological process: neuropeptide signaling pathway. The coding region runs from base 227 to 3133 and encodes 968 amino acids. The record is from RefSeq and is a predicted model, not a curated record. The transcript has 7 exons. Gene Ontology annotation, molecular function: neuropeptide receptor activity. Lineage: Eukaryota; Metazoa; Arthropoda; Insecta; Diptera; Drosophilidae. Gene Ontology annotation, cellular component: membrane.